CCCGCCCUCGUUCCCAGCAAUUGAGCACCUUCCUGCGCCGUCUAGGAUUGUCCUCCAGGCCCAACAUGUUGAUGUCCUUCCUACGGCGUUAUUAAUCCAUCUCAUGAACAUUAAUUUAUAUCACAAGGAGGCAGGUACGUUUCGAUGCAACGUGAUGGUUACAAGGGUUUCGCAUUUGAAAAAAUGGUGGGCCACCUUCUGUACAGACUGCCACUAUAUGCCCAUGCCAGCUGCGACGUCACUCACUCAGCCUGAUGUAUAUACAUGUGGACGUCGUAGCUGUUCAUGUACCAGUGCAACAGUCGGGUACACAUUAUGUGUCCUUGCAAAAGACCGAAGCGGAGAAGCCGAGUUUGAGUUGUUUGGAGCAAAAGGGCAGCAGAUUGUCGGUCGAUCUGCUGGCCAGGUCAUUCGCAACAACAUGCGUCAUGACCCUACUAUUCACAAUGUUCAUGUGGCGGCCUCGAUGGUCAGGAAAAUUCCUCCUGAACUUUUAGGCUUGCUUGGCAUGAAAUGCACGUUUCAUGUUCGUGCGUCGUCUGACGGCUUCUUUGGAAGGUGGCCGGCGUUUCAUGUCGAUGCUAUUGAAUCAUUCGAGGCUCUGAAGACCAACCUCUCUGUCAUGGAUCUGCUUACCCCAUCGUGAAGCCACACCGUCGUGCAACUGCUCAUGAAAUCAAUGUAGAUGUUCCAUGCAGUUGAUCUGUACCCUGCUAACUGCCCUCUUGAUCUUUUGGCCUAAACCUUUUUAUUACGAUGAAUGUAGAUACACCAGUAUGUAUGGACCACCUUAUAUUAGCUACGCCUUUGUUAUCUUUUGCCUUAGGCUCAGGCUACUCUCAAAAAGACGAUAAGAUAAGGCAUUUUUUCACAUUCCAGUUGGCUGGCUGAUCAAUUUAUUUUCCUAAAUGUA
Messenger RNA from Triticum aestivum (bread wheat), 913 nucleotides. RefSeq lists its product as uncharacterized. Bases 104 to 646 code for a protein of 180 amino acids. The record is from RefSeq and is a predicted model, not a curated record. The transcript is spliced from 3 exons. Lineage: Eukaryota; Viridiplantae; Streptophyta; Magnoliopsida; Poales; Poaceae.